GGGCACUAUACUAUGGACUCACCAUUCACUAUCGGCGAGCUGAAUAAUAUUAUACUGGAGAAGUCAGCACUCCGCGAACUCUGGAAGGUCCAGCUCAGUGCGAAACAAAACAGACCCACCAGAAGCAGCCUCUAUGCUCAAGGAACACAAUAUCUCUAUCAUGCCGUCCAUCCCCUUGAUAACAUGGGCCCCAAGUUAUGUCAGCCACUCGAUAAGCGAGACUUUAAACCUGGCCGCUUGUACGUGUUCCGGCGCGCCUCAUCCCCGGGCUACGUCAAGAUCGGAUGGACCAUGAACCCAAUCCAGCAACGCCUCAACGAUUGGUGCAGGAAGUGCGGCUACCGCCCUAUCCUCGUGCACAGUACAGACGUCUUCAAAUACACCCAGCGCGCAAAGACGCUCGCGAAAGAGGAGCUGGCGUGGGAGCGUCACAAGGAGCCCCAGUGCGCGGGCUGUGGCAAAGGGCAUACCGAGUGGUUCAGGGUCAGCGAGCAGAGGGCAAAAGAGGUUGUCGACAGCUGGGCGUCGCUCAUGACGCAUGGGGACUUGUAUGAUAAGCAUGGACGAAUUAAGUUUAGCUGGACCCUCGCUGCUUUGACGCUGGAUCAGGCGAACAGUGAUGUCCGGAUCACUGCUGAGAGACUGCUCUCCAGCCAUAAGGCAUUGGAGAUGCAGCUGAGACAGGGUUUCGUGCAAGGGGUGUACUAUCUUGGCAGCGAAAAGUCCCCGAAGGCUGAGGAGGACUGUGCGGAGCCUCGCGAUGGCGCCAAUCAGUAUCGCAGGCCCUCCAUCUGGAGCCGGCUCUCCCGCAUUCUCUAUGGGCCUCGAUAA
This is a messenger RNA of Microdochium trichocladiopsis, 831 nucleotides long. RefSeq lists its product as uncharacterized. The record is from RefSeq and is a predicted model, not a curated record. NCBI's taxonomy places the organism in Eukaryota, Fungi, Ascomycota, Sordariomycetes, Xylariales, Microdochiaceae. The transcript has a single exon. The coding region runs from base 13 to 831 and encodes 272 amino acids.